GAAAAAGCAAAAUAAUUAAAACUAAAGAUAAUAUUAGAUUUUCUAUGACAAUAUUAGAUGAAAUUCUUGAUUUUAAUUGUUUGCUAACUGGUUAUCAUACAGCUUAUUUACUAUCAACAGAUGCUUGUGAUCAUUGUACAAUUCCAAUUAGAUAUUCAACAGGCCAAAUAUAUAUUU
This is a messenger RNA of Racocetra persica, 177 nucleotides long. Lineage: Eukaryota; Fungi; Glomeromycota; Glomeromycetes; Diversisporales; Gigasporaceae. The record is from the annotation of a GenBank genome assembly.